Messenger RNA from Priapulus caudatus, 936 nucleotides. Its product is annotated as sodium/potassium-transporting ATPase subunit beta-1-interacting protein 1-like. NCBI's taxonomy places the organism in Eukaryota, Metazoa, Priapulida, Priapulimorpha, Priapulimorphida, Priapulidae. Gene Ontology annotation, biological process: regulation of sodium ion transport. The coding region runs from base 218 to 865 and encodes 215 amino acids. The record is from RefSeq and is a predicted model, not a curated record. The transcript has 7 exons.
GAGUGUUUAUCAUUUAUGCAGCAAAUUUUGAAUAUUUAAUAAUAUAAUGGUAAUGGUUAGUGUAAUUCAAAGUAAUUCAAAACUGGUGACCUAUUUCGUGGUUGCGCAUAAUAUGCGUGCUAGCUGUGUUAAACGGCAUGUAGCAAAAACAGAGAAAGUACCGAUUUGCAGAGGAGAGAGAUGCAAUGAGUUAAUUUGUAGUGUUUCGUGUUAGUACAUGAAUCUAGCUACUUCCAAUAAGAUGGCAGGGAAGACUUGCUGCUCUGGUCGACGCAUUUUAAUAGGAAUUUGUGUCGUUCAGCUGGUUGCGACACUGGAGCGGCAAGUUUUCGACUUCCUGGGUUACAUGUGGAUGCCGAUCGUUGCCAACUUCUUCCAAAUAAUGCUAGUGAUCUUUGGUCUGUUCGGUACAUUUCAGUAUCGACCGAAGUACCUAGUCACUUACGUCGUCUGGUCGGUGUUGUACAUCGGAUGGAACGUCCUUGUCAUCUGCCUGUAUCUGGAAGUAGGAAAUCUAAGCAUCGCAAAUAACAGCGCCAUUCUAAAUCUGGGAACCAGCAGCCGAAGUUGGUGGUAUGACAAUGGCAUUGCCUGCGACAGUGGCAACGGCACAGCAAUGCAGGCGCAUGUUGCGACGACGUCAAGCGUUUCUGGCUGCCUGCUCGGCUACGAGUAUGUGGAGACGUUACACGCCGCACUGCAGAUUCUUUUCUCUGUUUUAGGAUUUAUUUUUGGCUGUUAUGUGAUACACGUAUUCAACGAAGAAGAUGAUAGUUUUGCUUUCGUAGGCGGAUUCGAUCCGCUAUCGGCCUACUCUCCUCCCACCAAGACUUCUCACAUGCAGUUGCAGCCGAUUACAUACUAAGAUGAUUUCCGUCGUGUACCGCAACCCCGACGACAUGAUCUAUGAAGAUAUUCUCGUGAAGGAGACGUCGC